CCUCCGCCGUGCAAGCCGCCGCCUCGCCGCCCGCCCGCCUCGGCCCCAGGCCUUCACGGCCCGCUCCCGCCUCCCACUCCGGCCGCCCCAGCGCCCCGCCAAAUGCAGGCCGCCGCCGCCCUCCCGGAGGAGAUCUGUUGGCUCCUGCAAGAUGCUGAGGAGUUCCUAGCAGAAGGUUUGCGGAAUGAGAACCUCAGUGCUGGUGCAAAGGACCACAGGGACCAUAUUCUACGGGGCUUUCAGCAAGUCAGAACUAGGUACCACUGGGACUUUCAGCUCCAAGGGGGAGACCAAGCUGAAAAUUACCUUGGACAGGACAGCUCUGAUGAUAAUCACAGUGGAACUCAUGGUUCUUUUCUCACAUCGGAUGCACCUUUCUUGUCAGAUUAUCAGGAUGAGGGAAUAGAAGACAUCACAAGAGGUGCUCAAGAGCUUGAUAACAUCAUCAAGCAAGGAUACUUGGAGAAGAAAAGCAAAGAUCAUAGUUUCUUUGGGUCGGAGUGGCAGAAGCGAUGGUGUGUUGUCAGCAGAGGCCUCUUCUACUACUAUGCUAAUGAGAAAAGCAAGCAGCCCAAAGGGACCUUUCUCAUUAAGGGCUACAGUGUGCGGAUGGCCCCCUACCUGCGAAAAGAUUCCAAGAAGGAAUGCUGCUUUGAACUGACCUCCCCGGAUAGGCGCAGCUAUGAGUUUACAGCUACUAAUCCAGCUGAAGCCAGAGACUGGGUGGAUCAAAUAAAUUUCUUGUUAAAGGAUCUGAGCUCCUUAACCAUUCCAUAUGAAGAGGACGACGAGGAGGAGGAAGAAGAAGAAGAAGAGACCUAUGAUGAUAUUGAUGGUUUGGACUCCCCAAAUUCUGGUUCCCAAAGCAGACGCAUUAACUUGCCUUUGAGUAUGGGGCUAAAAGAGCCCACUGAGGAGAAGGAAGACGAUGAUAUUUACGAAAUCUUACCAGAUGACGAGCUUGAGCUAGAAGAGGAUGCGAGUGGCACUGGACAGAAAGGAGUGGACUAUGCCACUUAUUACCAGGGCCUAUGGGAUUGCCACAGUGACCAGCCAGAUGAACUGUCCUUCCAACGGGGUGACCUCAUCCGCAUUCUGAGCAAGGAGUAUAACAUGUACGGCUGGUGGGUAGGAGAACUGAACAGCCUCAUUGGGAUUGUUCCAAAGGAGUAUCUCACCACGGCCUUUGAAGUGGAAGAAUGAUGAAGCCCAGGACACAUACCCUUCUCUCUAUCCUGCCUUUAUGAAGAAACUGAUCAUCAAGAGCUCCCACUCCUUACCCCUGCCACCCCCCCCCAGACUCCUCCCUUCACUGAAGAGACCCUUCAGACCUGAAGUCUCUGACACCUUGCCGUAACUGGAAACCACCAACAAGACAAGUGGGAAGAGGCAUACACGGCAAACCUGUUACUAAACCUGCCUUGUCAUAGCUCACCCCAUCUCCAAACAUGUCCCCAUAUCCACUUCUGCCUUUCCACAGGCUUGUCACAGAGAAGGUGUGAGAGAAGGAAACCUUUGGAGGAGGAGGUUGCUGGUUGUUUCGGCUGGUUUGAAAAGCACAAAUAAACUUCCGAUUUGGUUCCUUGCCAUGUGUGAUGGUGCUGAGUUUCUUUUCGCAAUGGUAUCAAAACACUGGUUCUGAGCAUUCUCGCUGCCUCCAAAGUGGGAAGGGAGAGCCGGAGAGGAAACAGUAGCCCAGAGAGGGAAGGGACUCACAGUUGUCUCUCAAGGCAGAAUCGCCUCUGGAACCCAGGCCUGCUGGCUUCUUCCUUUGGUUGCCUACUUGGUUACUCUUUUCUUAUGUGCUGACUCUCUAAAAUGAGACAGGGCGAGUCCUUGGGGUCAGCACAUUGGAGAGUUCCUUUUCGGGCCUGGGUUACAAGUUAACCACCCCUCUGUGUCCUGGACAAGUCCCAGAGUGGGGCCAAGGAAGUGCUUUGGGGAGGGCUUGCGUAUAUACACAGCCCGGCUUCCUUUUCCUGCUGCCUGUAGAUAGCACUCGGGGUAUCUUUGCCUUGAAGAGGCAGCAAAACGUAAUGGUUAAGAACAUUAACUCUGGAACCAGACAGCCUUGGAAUAAAUCCCAGUUCCCUGUUGACUACAUAUGUUCUCUAAAGCAAGUUACUUGACCUUUCAUGCCUCAAUUUCCUCACCUUAGAAGUGGUCUACACCAUCUCACUGGGUCAUUAGGAAGAUUAAAGGAGUUAACAUUUGUAACUUACUUGGAACAAUGCCUGGCACAUAGUAACUACUCAAUAAGGACUGGCUAUUAUUAUUGCCUGACUCUCUACGUGAGAAAUUUUGAAAGACGGGCAAUUGAGCAGCUAUAGCAAUUUUAUUUCCACAAAUGCCUAUUCAGAGCAGUCCUGGAUCGGCAGUAGCCUUCCUCACCUCUAUAACAACCAUAUCAUAGCCUUGCAGUAAGAGACCCAUUUCACAUCAUCAAAAGAGAGAAGCCAGGGAACAAUCAGGGAUGUUGUCAGUGGAUCCCAAGUUUCACAAAAGAUCCUAUGGCAGUCAUUCAUUUCCAAUUUUAUGACCCAGGAAUAAAAAAAGGAAGUUUUUUGUGUAUGUGAUAGAUAAAGAGGUAAGGAAAGGGAACAAUUUAGGACCGGGAGGAAAAAAAAAGAGAGAGAAAAGGCAGUAGAAAACUGUCUAUAACAUCUCCUCCACUUU
Molecule: messenger RNA, 2676 nt
Organism: Equus quagga
Lineage: Eukaryota; Metazoa; Chordata; Mammalia; Perissodactyla; Equidae
Gene: SKAP1
Product: src kinase associated phosphoprotein 1
Exons: 13
Coding region: 103-1203 (366 amino acids)
Cellular component (GO): cytoplasm; plasma membrane
Molecular function (GO): protein binding
Source: RefSeq, a predicted model, not a curated record